AUGGCCCUUCGGGACCAGUCUGUACUCGGUGACAUCGCUCAGGAUGAGAUCCAAACCCCUUCGCCACAGAAGCACUCCGGGAAUAGAACAAUAUACAUUUCAAGGAACGAUUGCGGCCUUGAUGCAAAUAAUAUUGGAAGGCUGGUAAUCACUGACUUUGGUCUGUCUGUUGACGGGAGCAAAUCUCCUUAUAAACACACUAUUCAACCGAAUGGUUUCCGAGCCCCGAGGUUAUUUUCGGAGCAGGCUGGGAUUAUAAAUCAUUUAGCGGCCAUGAUUUCCUUGAUUGGCCCUCCUCCACAAGAUGUUUUGAAGCGAGGAAAUUACUGUUCGCGAUAUUUCAAUGACGAGGGUCAAUUCAAACUUCACGAUCUCAUCACGCGACCAGGAGGGCUUGAAAAUAAGCUUAACGUCACCGAAGGAGACGAGAAGAGGAUGUUUAUUGGUUUCAUCUCAAAAAUGCUUCGUUGGCGGCCAGAAGACAGAGCAACUGCAGAGGAUCUCUUUUCUGACCCUUGGCUACAACUGUAG
Penicillium daleae is the source of this 531-nucleotide messenger RNA. RefSeq lists its product as uncharacterized. The coding region runs from base 1 to 531 and encodes 176 amino acids. The record is from RefSeq and is a predicted model, not a curated record. The transcript has 3 exons. NCBI's taxonomy places the organism in Eukaryota, Fungi, Ascomycota, Eurotiomycetes, Eurotiales, Aspergillaceae.